UAUUUGUGAAGAGCAAGAGGAGGCGCUGAAGGACGGCGGCUCCGCGCGGAGAGAAGGCGGCGGCGGUGGAGACGUUGGAGCCCCGCCCCUCGCGGACACGUUGCCCGGGGAGAGGCUGCACGGGCUGGAUGGUGCCUUCAUGGUCUCAGUGCAUCAUCAGUCGGCUCAGUCUGUCAGCGCGUCCGGUCCGCACACUACAGUCGGCAGCUGCAUGUCCUCAAGUCACCGCACCGGACGGGAAACGGACGGUUCACGAGUGGUGUGUGAUGUUCUCUGCUGGCUGAGAGUCUAGCGUCACCAUGUCGACCUCGGACUCAGAUUACUCCAUUGACUGGCUUGGCAGUGAUGAGGACGACUACGACAGCCCAAAGACACUGAGUCCUGAGCCGGAAGGUGCCGCGCCGCCUCCUUCCUCAUCCUCAUCCUCAUCUUUAAGGGAGUCUCCUCGCAGUCGCCUCCCCUCUGGACCGACCCACAGGAGGACGGGGGCGGACCGCUGUUACAGGGGCGGCAUUGACCCUCCACCUGGUCCACGGACCUCAGCCGUCAGUCCAGUUCAGGGAUUUACCUGUGUUUGUGAGCAGCUGACAUCCUCUGUGGGGUCCAAGCAUCAUCCGAGCAGGAAGAGAGAACACUGCGCCGGAGUGGACGCACCCUGUGAAAAGCCUCAAGCAGACACUGAAAAUGAACUGUUUUCACACAAGUGCAUGGAACUGCAGUGCUACAUCCCUCCUCUGUCGUCCAUCCUGCGGGGCCUGAGAUCAGGACGGUACUCCGAACGUCUCAGCAGUUUCCAGGAGAGCGUCGCAAUGGACCGUAUCCAGAGAAUAAUGGGAGUCCUUCAGAAUCCAAACAUGGGUGGACGAUUUCUCAGCAUUAUUCUGAAAAUUGAAGAAAUGCUACAGAGUUGGUUCCCUCAUAUAAAACCAGACCCAACAGACGACAGCACUCCAGCAAAGAAGCAAAAGAUGCAUCCUUGCGGUGCGUCCCCUCCCCCCUCCUCUCUGGUGUCUCAGUGCUCCUCAGAAGACGAGCCCAUCCGUUCGUCCUCGUCCUUGUCCACUCGUCUCCGGUGGUUCCACAUGUCACCCAUCUGUUCCCUGAAAACUCUGGAGUCCACGCCGGCCCCGCCCCCCUCCUGCAGCCAGGAGCUGACCCAGGACAACGCCGUGUCCUCCAGCACCGACUCCCACAGCGGGCUGACACAACGCCAUGCCUCUAACAGUCAUGUGACCGCGCUGCCCCUGCCCUUUAAGAUCAGGUCUCCCUGUCUGGAGAGACUCCUGCAGGCCAAGGAGAGCAUCAUCACCCCGAGGACUGUGGGAAACAGAGGCGGGCCCAGCUGGCUGUCUUAGCCGCCUGCAGGACUGCGUUUGACACUGUACUGAUGUGGGUCAGACCCGGUGAGACCGGAUCUACUCAGACCCUGUGUGGCUUCCACAGAGCCGCUCCAGGCUCCAGGCCUUAACGCAUGUUUCCAACGUCUUCUCCAGUUUUUUACACGAGCAGCUGAGGUGCACUUUGCUCUGAGUCAGUGAAGGUCAGGAGGAGGCGUGGCUUUGACUCUGACAUCACCACUGACUGACGGGGACGUUUUCUUUUAGAAUGUUGACGUGGAGUUGUUGCAAAUUAUGGAAGCAAAUCUGUCUCACUAGGCUUUGAAACGUAUACCCUCAGUAUGUAGCAUUUAAAACAUCUCAGACAGACGAGGCCUAAAUUCUAUAUGUACGUGACUCGUGUAUCGAUGUUACAUCAGUAUUUUCUGAGGCUGUUUGGAUUCAGAAAAAUCCAUUAAUUUAUUCGCUGUAAUGAUCAUUUAUAUUUGGUUGCCUCCUGAUGAUGUCCUAUUGCAUUUAUGAAGCCAAAAUAACAUUUAAUGUUACUUUUGUUUCAUGAGAAUCAAAUGACGUUAUGCGAACAUACGUCACUAAACAUGAUGUGAAUAAGGGCGUUAUUGUUUGUCAUCGACUGAACUCUUAGUUAAAUUCUCUAUGUCUAGUCCAAUAUAUAUUUUUGGAGCUUUUAUUUUGAAAGGUAAAGGUGGAAGUAGUGGAGCUUUAAUGCGUCUAUAAUGGUUUUGUUUGACUGAUGCUCAGCAGCAGAAAAUACAUACAUACUGUACUGUAGAUUUUAAAUAUUUGACAAAUUUUAUUUUUGCAUUGAACUUGUGGAAACACUUUACUGUAAAGGUACAGUUUCAAUGCAAAAAUCCAACCGAACCCCGGUGAGACAAUGACACAGAUUCCCUUCCAUACAGGUGGACUGUGUGAGUUGGACAGAUUUCAGCUUCCAAUGAGUCCAAAGGUUGUGACGUCACAGACAGACAGGACCGUACUGAGGUGUGUGAAUACGUAGCUCCUCUGAAAACAUGGACAUGGCUGUAAAACAUGAAUGAGUGCACAUUACGGUUGGUUUGAAAACUAUGGAAGCCUCUUUCCACCACAUGAAAAAAUCCUGUAAAUCAAAAUAUUUGAUUGAAUCUUUGAACAUCCACUUCAAACAAAUAUCUCAUUAUUUAAAGAAGUGAAGUCAUUGUUUUACAGGAUCUUUUUUGCGUCAUCGUGGCCGGAAGUUGCUUCUACAGACCCAGCACUUCGACUGUUACCUUGAUCUGCUUCUCUUUAGGUUUUGAAGGAGUCCUCUACCUCAUACUAACGUCACAGAUGAAUCACCUCAACAUCAGGUUUCAUUCCUCAAAACUCAUGAAUUUUACAGAAGCUGACGAACGCAGCCAUUUUAGGCCUCACACCCUAUCAACAAAAUCUACAAAUCAGCUUUAAUCUGACCUUCAACUCAUUAUUAUUUAAGUUUUUAAAUAAUCUGCUUAUCAUUUUCUUGAUUGUAUC
Messenger RNA from Sphaeramia orbicularis (orbiculate cardinalfish), 2846 nucleotides. RefSeq names its product circadian-associated transcriptional repressor-like. Gene Ontology annotation, cellular component: nucleus. The coding region runs from base 300 to 1355 and encodes 351 amino acids. The transcript is spliced from 6 exons. NCBI's taxonomy places the organism in Eukaryota, Metazoa, Chordata, Actinopteri, Kurtiformes, Apogonidae. The record is from RefSeq and is a predicted model, not a curated record. Gene Ontology annotation, biological process: circadian regulation of gene expression; negative regulation of DNA-templated transcription. Gene Ontology annotation, molecular function: RNA polymerase II cis-regulatory region sequence-specific DNA binding.